Messenger RNA from Zerene cesonia (dogface butterfly), 1867 nucleotides. RefSeq names its product protein grindelwald (gene grnd). The transcript has 5 exons. Lineage: Eukaryota; Metazoa; Arthropoda; Insecta; Lepidoptera; Pieridae. The record is from RefSeq and is a predicted model, not a curated record. Bases 160 to 867 code for a protein of 235 amino acids.
ACAUCGAGGUAGUGUUACCUGCGCAAGAGUCACAUUCCGUCUCCCACCUUCGCGUUUAGCCGUCGAGCCUGUGAAGGCUUCGAGUCAGUUACCAUUUUUUAGAAAGUGCCUGGUGUGUGUUUACAAUACUGACGACGAAAUGACAAUCUAGUAACGACCAUGUCACGUUUGGCCUGUAUGCUCGUGGUGGCUGGCGCCGCGUCAGCCCAGCUCACGCUUGACGGAAUCCGCUGCGGACAGUUGACAUGCCAGCUAGACGAAUACUGCUCCCCGGAGACCAACAGAUGUGCACCCUGCGACGUGGUGUGCAACAAAACGCACCAUAACUUCGAUAAUGGUCUUUGCAUUAAGGAAUGCCAAGGAUACCUUCUGGAUUUGCGCUACAUGCGUCGAUCGGAAACGAUGUCCCCACCCUCCGACAUAAACAGUGUGCAGCGUCAAGCACAAACAGCGCUGAUAGUCAGCGGUGUGGCCCUCGCGGUAUUGCUUCUUGUGCUCAUCAUCAUAUGUCGAGGUCGGCUUUCUUGGAGGUACAUCAAGCAGAAAUUUCAGCCAUCUAAGAAUCGCGUAAAGCAGUAUCCGACGGAUCUUACACAUCACAACCCACACGCCGAGAUGCCGAAGCCGAAGCCCGAAUUGAAGCUAGAGAUACGAAACCCCGAACCGCCGAAGAGGCUGAACGUACGAGAUUUGGAUACGAGAACGCAAACAGACAAGAGUCUCGGUGCAACCACACCGAAGACGAUCAGCACGGCUGUCAGCAACAGACACCCCGCCGAAGACACCACCUUGGACUUCUCGUACGAUAACAUGGGCAUGAACGUCACCCCCCCGGAACAACCCGCGGCCGCUAGUCACAAGUUCUGAGAACCGGUUGUCAGUUUCGGUGGUGAAACCGUGCGAAUCAUAGACACAGAUCCAAAUUGUAGUGAUGAUAAUGAGCGUUUUUAAAAUUUACACUUGGGAAGUUUUUUAUGAAUUUCAAUGUGUUCUUUAAGCCUCGUGUUUAAAUCUUUUAUAGGUUUGUAAUCGGAUUUUAAUCUCAAUUUAUAAAGUAUUUUGCAUAAAAAUCUAUUGUCUAUUGUCUUGAAAUACAACAAUGUAUUUAUUUAAAAAUGAUAAUACCUCAUCCGCAGAUAUCAUGUUAGGGACUCAGCAUCGCUUUGGAAUUUUCACCUGGCGGCUAAAUGUGAUAUUCAUAAUUUGUUGAAUUUAGUUCAUGCGAUGAUGUAGUCAUCACGAAUGCAAUCAGACCGCAUGAUAGUUGAAUUACUAUUUGUGGAGAGGCGGCUUCUGUUAAUACAUCACAAACCAGAAUCAAUUAGCAUUUUAUUGGUAAAUGUUUGCUAACAUCACUAAUUAUGUCUCUACUAACUAGAGAUUGUGCUGUUAAGUUUUGAUCGUUAUUUAUUUCGAAUGCAUUUACCAUCCGUGUCGAUAAUACAUCACAUCUAGAAUCAAUGCAAAAUCACAUACUUAGUCUUAUAAUAUCUUUUCGUAGUUAUAAUAAGAAAAAAAUGAGAUAAGUAAGGAAGUGUCUACAGAGUUAAACUUUUAUACCAUAAAAACCUUUGAAAAUGUAUAUGCGUGUAUUCUAAUAGCAAUAAAUGAAUCAUAGAUGUUAUUUGUGCGUAACGUUUUGAUGAAUGUUUUAGAUUUCGGAAUUUUGCCAGCGAAUUAAUUGAACGGAACGAUCUGUUUACUGGACUAAUUAUUACCAUGGAUAUAUUUAAUAUUAGUCAGUGAGGGGUCUGGGGUAUUCAAAUUGAUUACAGUGCUAGAGUUACAAUGUUAACGUGCUUACAUAACGGAAUUUUACCUUUAUGUAAUGUUUAUAGUUUAUUAAGGAAGGACUUAUCUGAAUCUA